AACUACUACAAGUACCACCUCUGCAACCCACCCUUCAUCAUCCAUGGUGUCAAAGACAAUUGUGGGAUCAGUAAAAAUCAACAUCCAGCUUAUUUUCAUAACAAUACACAACAUUAAUGUUAAUCAAAGAGAGGUACUUCGUGUGGUCAACCAUUUCCUACAUUCACAAAACAGACAAUGGAGUCAACUGAAGUGGUUUCAGAAUGUAAAUUGUCAAAAAUUAUCUAGCAGAGCCUAUUCCAUUCGGUUGGCUUUUCUGAUCAGGAACGUGAAUAUGGCACAAAAUGUUUGGGACAGAACAGUCAUUUAUAAAUGGAUCCAAGGCAACAUCAACGCAUUGAUGAGCUCAUUACUGCAGAAACCAGGUGCUAAACCUAUGGUACAUCCAACAGCUACAUUCACGGAUCAGGAUAACCAAAUAACAGUUGACAUAGACUAUGUCUAUGAAGAAGGACAUGUCAGUCGUCCAAGUGACUUCUAUAAUGCAAUCACAGGUCUGUUCAGUACCACCAGCACCUCAACCAGAUCUUCAGCAGCAUCAACAAAACAUUCUGCAAUUACUGCUCCUUCACCUGCAAUAACCUCAAAAGUUUUGAAAUCAUCAACAAACGCUUCCACAAUGACAAGCAGUAGCCCAAGCAGUUCAACCUCAGCAGUCCCAAUAACAGAAACCUCUGCAAGAACGAAUUCAUCUCCAAAAACAACAAUUGUUCUGACAUCUUCCACAUCAGCUUCCACAGUUACACAGAGUAGCCCAACCAGCACAGCUGCAGCAGCGAUAACAGAAACUUCUGCACCUUCCACAAUGAUGAGCAGUAGCCCAACCAGCUUCAACAACCUCAACAACAAAAAUAUCUGCAGGUACUCUGCCUCGUAA
Molecule: messenger RNA, 877 nt
Organism: Paramormyrops kingsleyae
Lineage: Eukaryota; Metazoa; Chordata; Actinopteri; Osteoglossiformes; Mormyridae
Source: RefSeq, a predicted model, not a curated record